AUGGCAAUUUCACAUACACUAGGGACUGACUCGCUCGUUAGUCAUGCUUUCAAUAGAGAUGGUACAGAGCUUGCUCUUUCCGUCAAUACUAGUGAUGUUUAUUUACUAAGCGUUCCAGAAUCACCCAGUGGGAGGUACCAAGUGAUCGAUGUCCUACGCGAACAUAGUGCCUUGGUUACAAGUAUAGACUGGGCACCAAAAACGAAUAGAAUUGUUUCAUGUUCUGCUGAUCGUAAUGCCUACGUAUGGAAUAAGCAGUCUGAUAACAAGUGGAAACCAACACUGGUUCUGCUCAUGAUUGAUAGAGCUGCAGUAUGUGUAAAAUGGUCUCCACUUGAAGACCGUUUUGCUGUUGGUAGUGGUUCCAAACUUUUGGCAGUUUGUUGGUUUGACGAAGAAAGUGACUGGUGGAUUGGCAAAAAAAUAAAAAAGCCUAUACGAUCUACCGUGACAUGUGUCGAUUGGCAUCCCAACAAUGUUCUUUUAGCUUGUGGGUCAAGCGAUUUUCACACGCGAAUAUUUUCGGCCUUCACGAACUCUGGCCCUUCGGAAUCAGUUUGGGGCAAGCACAGUCCUUUGGGGAGCAUGUUAUUUGAUUAUUCGGAUGGUGAAGGUGGUUGGGUCCUGAGCGUUUCAUUUUCAGCAGAUGGAAAUAAAUUAGCAUGGACUAAACAUAAUUCAACAAUUUUUGUAGCUGAUGCAAGUACUGGUACCACACCUACUAUUACACGUUUACGAACUGAUUUCUUACCUUUUGUCAGUUGUAUUUGGAUUGGACCAUCAACUUUUGUAACAGGUGGUUACGAUUGUUGUCCUAUGCUAUUCAAAUAUACUAAUCAAUCGAUCAGUUUUGUUCACCAGUUGGACAUUAAAGGUGAAUCUCGUUAUGGUGGAAAGGUAACAGCUAUGAAGAAAUUUCAAGAUAUUGAUCGCAUGGCCACAGCUGAUAAUACUAGUUCUCGUUUACCCACCAUUCAUCAGAAUUGUAUAAAUGAAAUUCGAAUUCUUAAAGGUGAUCGUUCAAUGGCUUCAGAACUUAGUUCAAUCGGUCGAGAUGGUAAUCUUGUAUUGUGGAACUUUCCAACAUUGCAUGAACAAAUUGCAGAUUUGAAAAUAGUUUAA
Molecule: messenger RNA, 1122 nt
Organism: Schistosoma turkestanicum
Lineage: Eukaryota; Metazoa; Platyhelminthes; Trematoda; Strigeidida; Schistosomatidae
Source: the annotation of a GenBank genome assembly